AUGGAACCACCAAACAAGAAGAUCAGAAUAGACUCAGAAUCUCCCGAAAGGGAUUCAAGACUGGAGUCGCCUCUGUCAACAAUACACGACAUAGCUAGUCUCCGCAGUAUCAUAACACCUCCACCACAGUCUCGGCAGGUCGCAUCCACCUGUCCCGACACAGAGGAGAGCAAUGAGCGAAAGACCACACCAACAAGCUCAAAAGUGAAACCAAUUGAACCGAGGAUUAUCGAUUCCCCAGUUCAACUCACAUACAUCCGUGAUCUACCCACCAGCAAAGGGUACAAUGUGGACGCGGUUCGAUUGCGCGAUAUCCUUGGAGAUCCAAUGAUCCGCGAAUGCUGGCAGUUCAAUUAUCUUCACGAUGUGGAUUUUCUCAUGUCGCAGUUUGAUGAAGAUACGAGAGGUCUUGUCAAAGUCAGAGUUGUGCAUGGGUCAUGGCAAAGAGAAAAUGCGAAUAAGAUUCGUAUUGAAGAAGCAUGCGCGCGGUAUCCCAACGUCGAACCAAUCAUUGCAUACAUGCCCGAGCCAUUUGGCACUCAUCAUUCUAAGAUGAUGGUGCUUCUUCGGCAUGAUGACCUAGCCCAGGUUAUCAUUCAUACAGCGAAUAUGAUACCCCAGGACUGGACGAAUAUGACCCAGGCCGUUUGGCGCUCUCCUCUCUUGCCUCAAAAGCCAUCAUCGGCCCCAGCAACCGAUCUGUCAUUUGGCUCCGGGACCCGGUUCAAGCGAGAUUUUCUCGCCUAUCUCAGAGCAUAUGGCCCCUCCAAGACCGGUCCGCUAGUCCAACAACUGGAGACCUAUGACUUUAGAGCUGUGCGUGCUGCCCUUGUUGCCAGUGUGCCAUCAAAGCAGCAUGCCAGCGAGUGCAAUUCAGACGAGGGAACAUUAUGGGGAUGGCUCGCAUUGAAAGACCUGACGAGUCGAAUUUCUACAAUAAACACCAAACAAGAAGGAAAAGAGAGCUCACCAAACCCUCACAUCGUCAUCCAACCCAUCGAUCCCACUAACAAACAAAAACCGCAGAUCUCAUCAGUAGCAACCCUAGGCCAAACAGAAAAAUGGCUGAAAGAAGUAUUCUUCCAAGCCCUCUCCCCCUCACAACCCCAAUUACAACCACAACACCAAACUCCAACCCAAAAACAACCAACCUACUCAAUAAUCUUCCCAACACCCAGCGAAAUCCGCCGCUCAAUAGACGGCUACACCUCCGGCGCAUCCAUCCACAUGAAAACCCACAGCCCAGCCCAACAAAAGCAACUCGCAUACAUGCGUCCCUAUCUCUGCCAAUGGGCCGGCGACGGUCCAACAAACAGCUCCUACAUCGAUCUAUCAGACGAUCAGCCGCCGAAACGGGAAGCUGGUCGUGCGCGCGCGGCGCCACAUAUCAAGACUUACAUCCGGUUUCGGGAUGGGGAUAUGGAGAGUAUUGAUUGGGCGAUGGUUUCGUCGGCGAAUCUUUCUACGCAGGCUUGGGGCGCGGCGGUGAAUUCUGGUGGGGAGGUGAGGAUUUGUAGUUGGGAAAUUGGGGUUGCUUUUUGGCCUGGGUUGUUUGAGGAUGGGGAUGGGGAUGGGGAUGGGGAUGCGGAGGUGGUUAUGGUUCCUACGUUUCAGACGGAUCGUCCUGAUAUCUCUUCGGAUAAUGGAGAGAAGGCGCAGGAGGCCGCUUCUGCUGUUGUUGGAUUCCGCAUGCCCUAUAACCUACCCCUGACGCCGUACGGAGCAUCGGAUGAACCGUGGUGUGCUACUGUCUCGCACGAUCUACCCGACUGGCGCGGACAGAGCUGGAUGGGCUGA
Messenger RNA from Penicillium nucicola, 1797 nucleotides. RefSeq names its product tyrosyl-DNA phosphodiesterase 1. Gene Ontology annotation, molecular function: 3'-tyrosyl-DNA phosphodiesterase activity; single-stranded DNA binding; double-stranded DNA binding. Bases 1 to 1797 code for a protein of 598 amino acids. Gene Ontology annotation, biological process: single strand break repair; double-strand break repair. Gene Ontology annotation, cellular component: nucleus. The transcript is spliced from 4 exons. The record is from RefSeq and is a predicted model, not a curated record. NCBI's taxonomy places the organism in Eukaryota, Fungi, Ascomycota, Eurotiomycetes, Eurotiales, Aspergillaceae.